GUUCUUUGAAUUGGAUAUGAGCGGAUGCAAGGAGUUAACCUUUUCUAUAACAACAACCUGGAAUGGGAACCCAGUGAAACACAGUCCUGUGGUGUUCAGAGUUGGUGCUGCAGAUGAUACCUCAGUCAGGGUUGAUGUGAGUGGACCUUUGUUUAAUGAUCCUGGGCCCCCUCCAGUGGCCUCGGGAGGUGCCUGUCCAGAACUGUGGGAAUAUGAAGUGGCUGAGAUUUUCUUCCUUGGAGAUAAAGAUAAAUAUUUGGAGGUUGAGUUAUGCCCUCAUGGCCAGCAUCUGGUGCUUCUUCUGAAUGGGACAAGAAACAUGAUGAAGGAUAAACUUGCCCUAAAGUAUACAGCUAACACUGAUGAUGUGAAUAAAACCUGGAAAGGAACUGCCAUUAUACCAUUGGAGUACUUCCCUCCUGAUGUGACAAAGAUUAAUGCAUAUGCUAUCCAUGGGUCAGGGGAUGAGAGACAGUAUGAGGCUCUUUAUCCAGCUUCUGAGGAGUUUUACACACCUGACUUCCAUCGCCUUCAGUUUUUCAAGGAGUUUGAUUUCAAGGCAUUGUUUCCUACAUCCUGGAUACAACCAGAAUCCACACACUGGACUAAUAUUUGAAAAUAGCUCUUUAAUUAUUAACAAUUAGGGAAAUAUAUAAAUUUAUCUUCUCUUUUAAAUGUGAAGUAACAUAAGAAAACUUAGUAUAUAAAAUAAUUUUUGAAGAUUGAAAAACCUCGAAUGAUAAUAAUCAACAGUCUAUUUGAUCCAUAAGGAAAACUUUUUUAUCACUGUCCAGUUUUUGUUCAAAUACAAUAAAGCAGUGAGGAAACCAGCAUUUUGUUAUGUUAAACACAGGAAAUACUCACCCAAAUGUUUUUAUUUUUUUUUCUAAUUAAGUUUGAGAUAACCAAACCACACCUGGUAAUUUAAAUUUUAAAAGGGGCGCUUAAAGUCCUUGAGAAGUCUCUGAAUUUUAUGUCUGACAAAGUGUACAAACCCUGUUUUACUUUAAAUUUAAGAAGAAUUUCAAUGUCAAUUUUUCAUAAUGGGGUAUUGUCUAAACCUGUCAUCUAAUUUACUGGUACUAUUUUCCAAGAAAAGUUCACAGUGUAUUUCCAACUCCAAUUGAUGUUAGGAUCAAGUUGAUUAAUUGCCAUAAGGAAGAGUAUUACACCAGGGCCAAGUUCUUUACGAAGUGGAACUCUUUCAGAUAUUUUCAUGUUGCUCAGCGACAGGUCAAGAUCAAUGGUGUAUGUAACAAAACUACAAUAAUUUGCAGCUUCAAGUAUUACACCACUUAUGUGUUCUCUCAAAAGUAUGAAGAGACAGUUCUCGUGUAUAUUGUCAGCUGUUGUCGCUGAAUUAAAAACAUUACCAUCAUG
Molecule: messenger RNA, 1380 nt
Organism: Pocillopora damicornis (cauliflower coral)
Lineage: Eukaryota; Metazoa; Cnidaria; Anthozoa; Scleractinia; Pocilloporidae
Product: UPF0462 protein C4orf33 homolog
Source: RefSeq, a predicted model, not a curated record